Molecule: messenger RNA, 1686 nt
Organism: Aspergillus calidoustus
Lineage: Eukaryota; Fungi; Ascomycota; Eurotiomycetes; Eurotiales; Aspergillaceae
Source: the annotation of a GenBank genome assembly
AUGCGCGGGUUUAGUCCGACUACCUGCGCGGCAGGCCUCCUCGUGCUUGCCCUCGCACCCACAGCCCUCACGCGCACGGUGAAGACCUCAACCCCACAGAUGGGUUGGAACAGCUACAACGCCUACGUCUGUGAUAUCACUGAGGAUAUUAUUGUCGAUAACGCGAAGGCCCUGGUCGAGACUGGGCUGGCUAAAUUGGGGUACGAGUAUGUCUCCCCGGACUGCGGGUGGUUCAACGGGGAGAGAAGCGACGUAACCGGUGCGCUCGAGUGGAACAUGACUCGGUUCCCUGGCGGCGGUGAGGGCCUCUCGAAGAGGGUUCACGCGCUUGGCCUUAAGUUUGGGUUGUACUCUGGUGCCGGGUAUUGGCAGUGCGGUGGGUUAAAUAAGUACCCCGGUUCCCUUGGACAUGAGGAAGCCGACGCCAAAGCCUUUGCGAGUUGGGGUGUUGACGCAUUAAAAUACGACAACUGCUACGUCAACGGCACAGGCCCCACAGUCGGAGCCGACUUCUACUCUGAGGUCUCCGGCUCACCCGAGCGAUUCCGCACCAUGGCAAAAGCUCUCUCCGAAGUGGAUCGAGAUGUCCUCUACCAACUUUGUCAGUGGGGCGUUGGCCGGGACGUGGGCAGCUGGGGCGCUUCAAUGGCCAACUCGUAUCGCAUCAGCGUGGAUAUCUACCCUAACUGGGGGAGUGUGUGGAGAAUUACGAACCAGGCUAUCGCAUACGCCAAAUAUGUCGAGCCGGGCGCGUAUCCGGACCUGGACAUGCUCAUCGUCGGACUGGGCGUGCUGUCGGAACAGGAGGAGCGAAUGCACUUCAGCCUCUGGUCGAUCUUCAAGUCACCCUUGCUCCUCGGUAACUCGAUCUCCCUGCCGAUCCCCAAGAGCUCCUUUGCAGCCAUCGCGAACCAGGAGGUGAUUGCGAUCAACCAGGACCCGCUCGGUAAAUCCGCGGAGCUGGUCCGCCGGUUCAGUGAGGAAGGGUACGACGUCUAUGCGGGCCCGCUCUCGGGGGGUCGCAUGGUCCUCGGCGUCGCGAAUUGGCUCAACACCACGAACACGGCGAGCGUCGACCUGGAACGUGUUCUGGGGAUCACGGCCGCGCGGGCGCGCGACGUCUGGGCUCACCACAGCGUUGGCCGUCUGUCUGGGAGGUAUCGCACGCGUCUGGAGGGCCACGAAAUGAGGCUCCUGGUCCUCUCGGAUAUCGUCUACGCACACGAGGAUGAACAGGGCUCGACGUACUAUCUCGGGGACGAGGCGGCACUUUCCGGGAACGCAUCGGUGGUCGAGUGCCCGCGCGGGCUGUGUCUCCCCGCGGGGUCCAAGGUCACGAACAUCGGCAGCGGGCCCGAAAACGCCGCAGUCGCGUUCGAGGAUGUCUUUGCCACGAGCGGCGGGACGAAGACUCUCCUCCUGGAUUACAUCAACUACGACAUCGCCUGGGAAUCGUCGUGGAAGCGGCCGCAGGGCACGAGCACCCGCAAUGUCACUGUCUCCGUCAACUCAGGCCCUGCCAAGCGCUGGGCACUUCCAAUUUCCGGUGGGAGCUGGUUCGACACGGGACGGCUGGCCAUUGAGGUUGAAGGAUUCGUAGAGGGCAACAAUACGGUGGAGUUCCGCGCUGUAAAUGGCAUGAGCGGCUUUGCGCCGGAGCUUGUGGGGUUUGCCUUGUUCGAGUAG